AUGAUGAACACUCGUGAAACAGCGCACGCCAUCAGGAAGCUACCAUUGCUCAAGGCGAAGAGGUACCUUGAGGAUGUGAUAGCUCACAAGCAAGCAAUUCCCUUCACCCGUUUCUGCAGAGGUGUUGGACGAACUGCUCAAGCCAAGAACAGGCACUCCAAUGGUCAGGGACGUUGGCCUGCGAAAUCUGCUCAGUUCGUUCUUGAUUUGCUCAAGAACGCUGAGAGCAAUGCUGAGGUGAAAGGUUUGGAUGUUGAUGCCCUCUUCAUAUCGCACAUCCAAGUGAACCAGGCUGCAAAACAAAGGCGAAGGACUUACCGUGCUCACGGAAGAAUCAAUCCUUACAUGUCCAACCCUUGCCACAUUGAGUUGAUUUUGUCAGAGAAGGAAGAGUCUGUCAAGAAAGAGCCGGAGUCGCAGUUGGCAGCCAAGUCCAAGAAAUCAACGGCUUAA
Messenger RNA from Thlaspi arvense, 453 nucleotides. The record is from the annotation of a GenBank genome assembly. Lineage: Eukaryota; Viridiplantae; Streptophyta; Magnoliopsida; Brassicales; Brassicaceae.